AUGUCUGACCAAGCCACUCCGCAAUGGAUAGUGAACACUCAGCAUUCCCUCGGAACUCUGAUAAAGAGGCCGAAGAUGGCUGAUAAGUAUCUUGCGAAGCCUCCCUUUCGUUUUCUCCAUGAUAUCUUCAUCGAAGUGCAGAAUGUCACUGGCUUCGGUCAAGGUUUGUUCAACGAGGAUGAGCUCGAUCACAAGACAAUAACGACUAAACAGCAAAAAGUAGAGUUCUUGUCGAAGUGGAUCUCCUGUGUGGCUCACGCACUUGAUCUCAGUGCCGAGGCGAUUGACGUUAACCCGUCGAAAAUAGUUCAUGAAGCCGCUACUAAGGCUGCUUCCAGGAGCAGCAUGGCUGUCGACAAGGUGAAAGCUGGUGGCAUCCUUACUCUCUCCGCGAAAUCUGGCGCCCGUUCGAGUGUCGUACUGCAAGGGGAUAUUGAGGUAGAGAGAAAAUCAGGCAUGGUGAAAGACAGGACUGACAUGGAAAAUGUUACUGAACCAGACGCUCAACAGCGCGAGACAGAUAAUGAAGAGUCUGAGCAGCGCGAAGCCGCGAUCAAAGAGCGUCGAGAGGAAGAAGCGGCUAUGAGGCGCCGGGUUGAGCAAGAAACAGAGAAGCUUAAGCAAGAGCAGGAGGAAGCGAGACACAGGGCAGAGGCUGAACGCGAAGCAAUCGAGGCUAGACAACGAUCCGAUCGAGUUCGAGAAGAGCAGGCCGAGUUAAGAAGAGGUACAGACAGAAGAGAAAAGAGCAAACAAGAGGCAUUCCACGAAAAACUUACUGAUCAGAGCGACUCAAACCUCGCGGUGUCCGAGAACGAGGAGGCACUUCGUUUGGAAACUAUGAUGACAACCAUACAAGAGCGCCCCAGGACCGCGUCGCGGCGUCCACCUCAGAUCAAGACGUCUGCGCCUGAGCGGGAGGUCACGGCAGAGCCAGAGGGCGCCAAGCUCCCACCACCAACCGUGAUCAGGGAUGGCGAGGUCGAUGCAGACGACGACUGGAAACGACGACGAUGA
Perkinsus marinus ATCC 50983 is the source of this 1017-nucleotide messenger RNA. RefSeq lists its product as hypothetical. The record is from RefSeq and is a predicted model, not a curated record. Lineage: Eukaryota; Perkinsozoa; Perkinsida; Perkinsidae. Gene Ontology annotation, molecular function: microtubule binding. Gene Ontology annotation, biological process: cilium assembly; intraciliary transport; regulation of microtubule cytoskeleton organization. The coding region runs from base 1 to 1017 and encodes 338 amino acids. The transcript has 11 exons. Gene Ontology annotation, cellular component: ciliary basal body; intraciliary transport particle B; centrosome.